AAUUCAUAAGAAACCACAAAUCAAAACAAUAAUUGUAAUAAUUAUUUCUUCCUUUACACAAAAUAAAACAUUAGGCCACUUGUAAACCAUAACGUAGCAUCUAAACCUUGUGGACACGUCGCUCGAGAGAUAUACGUAACUCUGGUCGUAUCAGAAACUAAAAGUUGAUUUGACCAACCAAAUAUUGACACAUCAUCCUUUCUAGAGACUGUAAUAUAAAGAGUACAGGCUCGUCAAAACGAAAAAAUACCACGUCACCAAUACUCAACGAACUUACGUUAGAUACGUUCUAUGCCACGUCACACACCAGUUGAUAUUUCACUCACGUUUCUCAAAUUUUGUACUCUUGAAACUUCACAUAUUGUACACAUUUCUCUCUUAUUGGUUUCUUUUUAGACCUUUCAUAAAAUAGUAUCAAAUCAAAUCGAAACGGGUUACAUUUGGUUAUCCACCUCAAAAAGCAAUCCACGUGUGUACACAAGAACAUAAUUACGUUAUUAUAUUCAUAAUUUUAAUUUUAGCGUUGGUAGAUAAAACUCGAUGUUACCAAAAGUAUACACUAUCUAAUUCACAACCAAAAAAAAAAAUCGUUCACCCUUAUAUAAAGCUUCUGUUGAAUAAGCAGAGUGGAAAAAAGCAAAAUCAAACAAACAUACAAAAAAAAAAACAAUUUAUUUUUAGAACUCUUCUCUAGUCUUCUCCAAAUGGAAUGGACUAGAGGAAAAAUCCUAGGCCGAGGCUCGACAGCCACCGUCUACGCCGCCACGUGUCACAAUUCAGAUGAAAUCCUCGCCGUUAAAUCCUCCGAGCUUCACCACUCAGAGUUCUUGCAAAGAGAAGCCAAGAUUCUCUCGUCGUUGAAUUCUCCUUACGUGAUCGGAUACAGAGGAUCAGAAACCAAAAGAGAGUCAAACGGUGUCGUUACGUAUAAUAUUUUGAUGGAGUACGCACCGUACGGAACGUUGACUGACGCGGCGGCGAAAAACGGAGGCAGAGUCGACGAGACUCGGGUCGUGAAGUACACGCGCGAGAUAUUAAGAGGAUUGGAGUAUGUACACUCGGAAGGUAUCGUGCAUUGCGAUGUAAAGGGAAGUAACGUGGUUCUUGCGGAGAAAGGCGAGGCCAAGAUUGCAGAUUUCGGGUGUGCAAAACGGGUUGACCAAGAAUUCGAGUCACCGGUUAUGGGAACGCCGGCGUUUAUGGCUCCGGAGGUGGCGCGUGGGGAGAAACAGGGGAAGGAGAGUGAUAUAUGGGCGGUUGGGUGUACGGUGAUUGAGAUGGUUACGGGUUCUCCACCGUGGACAGAGGCGAAUUCGAGGGAGGAUCCGGUUUCGGUUCUUUAUCGAGUUGGGUAUUCGGGUGAGACUCCGGAGCUUCCUUGUUUGCUUGCGGAAGAAGCAAAGGACUUUUUGGAAAAGUGUUUGAAGAGGGAAGCAAAGGAAAGAUGGACAGCGACACAACUCCUAAACCAUCCGUUUUUGACUACUAAAUCGGACAUUGAACCGGCUUUGGUUUCCGGUUUGGUUUCAAGCUCACCCACAAGUGUGACAGAUCAAACGUUUUGGAGAUCAGUGGAAGAAGAGGAAGAAGAAGAAACAGAGGAAUUACAGAAGGAUUCGAGAGAUCUUGACCGUUUAAACUUGUGGGGUUGUUAUUCGGAAAGGAUCGGACGGCUGAGAUGUCUUGGUGGUUUGGAUGGGACCAGAUGGGAUAUGGAGGGUGGGGAUUGGAUUACGGUGAGAGUGAGAUGUGAAGGAACAAUGAUUAGUGGGUCACAUGAGGAAUUGAUUAUUAGUGAAAAUGUAUUGGUGGGGGAAUUGUAAAUUUGAUUUGGGGUCAUUUGGGUGAAUUGUAGAAAGCUUAGGGGUUGAAAUUAGGGAAGAUCUCCAAUUUAGGGAGAUCAAUGUAGCUUAUUAGUCUCCGAAUCUUCGAUUGAUCACAUGUAUAUUAUUAUAAUCACGAUUGUUUUAAAACCAAACCCGAUUUUUUAAGUUUGGACAAGAGUUGAAUUAUAUGGAGUUUCAAGGUUUGUUGGCCUGUUA
This is a messenger RNA of Arabidopsis lyrata subsp. lyrata, 2042 nucleotides long. RefSeq names its product mitogen-activated protein kinase kinase kinase 3. Gene Ontology annotation, biological process: protein phosphorylation. NCBI's taxonomy places the organism in Eukaryota, Viridiplantae, Streptophyta, Magnoliopsida, Brassicales, Brassicaceae. Gene Ontology annotation, molecular function: protein kinase activity; ATP binding. The coding region runs from base 705 to 1823 and encodes 372 amino acids. The record is from RefSeq and is a predicted model, not a curated record. The transcript has a single exon.